UCUCCAUCAACUGCGCCAUGGAGUCAUCGGCCAGGAAGCGUCAUCCAAAGGGACGCAGCAAAGAUAAUGUUAUCCAAGGAGUUGGAGGUGUGGACGACACAGAAGAUAAACCAAACAACCCCAAAAUAAAUUUUAAUUCUUAUGCUCUAUUUUCUGUGUAUCUAGGGACAGCGAUGCUCAUUUAUUUGUUAAUGUAUCUACUGUUUCACAGUUUCCCAACACCUUUAAAAGGGGAAGCUUGUUUAUCAGAAAAACUAUUUUGUGAAGAAAGAGCAAGAUUCCACUUGGAAAACAUCACUAAUUUCGGACCCCGUGUCGCUGGGAGCUAUGCAAAUGAAGUAAAGGCAAAAGAUUAUUUAAUGAAGGAAGUUAGGAAAAUUCAGGAACAACUUCAUGCAUCAAAGAAAAUGGAAAUAGAUUUGCAAAUUACAUCUGGUUCUUUUCACCUAGUUAACUUUAUACAAACUAACUUUUACAGCGUAUACAGAAAUAUGCAAAAUAUUGUUGUAAAAAUAUCAGAGCAAGAAGAGUCAGAAGAUAGUUUUCUUAUCAAUUGUCACCAUGACAGUGUUUCAUCUAGUCCAGGAGCUGGAGAUAAUGCAGUUAGCUGUUCAGUAAUGCUAGAAAUCAUACGAAUAAUUUCUAGAUCACCCUUUAAGCUCAAACACAAUGUCAUUUUUCUGUUCAAUGGAGCAGAAGAAAACAUGUUGCAGGCUAGUCAUGGAUUUAUUACUCAACAUAAGUGGGUCAAAUCUAUAAAGACUGUGAUAAAUUUAGACUCAGCAGGUGCUGGGGGCUGGGAAGUAGUUUUCCAGACAGGGCCUGAACAUCCAUGGCUGGUUGCAGCAUAUGCAGAAUCAGUGCCUCAUCCAUUCGGUUCUGUUAUUGGUCAGGAGUUCUUUGAACUUGGAUUAAUUCCUUCAGAUACAGACUUCAGAAUUUUUAGAGACUUUGGUAGAAUCCCAGGAUUGGAUAUCGCACACAUUGCCAAUGGAUAUAUCUACCACACAAUGUAUGAUCAGCCAAAGUAUAUACCCUCUGGGUGUCUUCAGCGAGCAGGCGAUAAUCUCUUGGCAUUGAUUCUGAAGCUGGCAUCCAAUCCUAAACUGGCAGAUCCGGGUCUAGACAGACAUGGAUCAAUGAUUUUCAUUGACGUCUUUGGAAUCUUCAUGGUCCACUAUCCCCUGAGAAUCGGACAGAUUCUGAAUUAUCUGGCUGUCGUUUUGUGUUUCCUUCACAUUUAUAAAACAUCAGCAAGAUAUUCUAUGAAAGAGUUGAAUGCCUGGUCCUAUGUGCUGUUGGUACUGUGCUUUGUGCUGACCUCCCUGUUGUCCUGGGUGCUGUGCAUACUUUUGUUGGCCAGUUUUGGGCUGAUAACGAGCAUGUCGGUACGAGCAAUGUUCUGGUUCACCCACAACACCAACAUCUUCUCUGUGUUUGUGGUCCCAUCCCUUGCGGUGAUUCUGCGUCUACAUCAGUAUUUUAGAGAUUACUUAUGGAAGAAAAUAAGUCCAUCUAUAAAAGAAGAAAUCCACUUUGAUGCGUCCCUUGUGAUAUGGUCCAUAUUCACCGUCUUACUGACUGCAGCUGGACUGGCCUCAGCCUUUUUGCCUAUGUUAUGGAUACUACCACCUCUAGUCAUUAGGGAAUAUGUUGCAUAUUACAUCAAACCAGACUGGCAAUCCUCACCCCUUUCCUAUCUUCUUGUCACCCUUAGCAGUAUAGCAAUACCAACCCUGAUUAUGAUGGAGAUUUUCUUUGGAAUGUUCUCACUGCUUGUGCCAAUCAUGGGCCGUUCUGGCACAUCCUUGCCUCCUGAUGUGGCCAUUGCAGUCAUCACUAGUCUGUUUGUCUGUCUGUACAGUCAGUAUUUGGUUGGAGCAACAUAUUUAUGCAGCAAUAUGAAAUCCUUCCUAGUGUUUCUAACCUCCUGUUUUGUUGUUGGUGUACUAGUAGUAAUCUUCACACCGCUGGGAUUUCCCUUUAGUGGUAAUCCAAACGGUCCAUCUCCUAAAAGAGUUCUACCAUUUCAUAUGCAUAGGAAAUUCCAUGAUAAAAAUGGUCUCUUAGUAAAGGAAGACAGUGGACUUUGGAAUCUUCCAAUGGAUUACAUAGGAGCAGACUUAUUUCAUGAUAAUGAAUUCAUUAAGAAAUCUCAGCGUAAGGAAUGCGAUGGACCUAACUGUGGUCUGCCAUAUCUUAUUCCAAUCGGCCAUAUGUUGGACCCCAGCCUGUCCCUUUACUUCAUGAAUAACGAGGACCCAGAUGUAAACCCUUUGGUGAAGUUAAAGCUAAUAGAAAGAAGAAAUGUGCUACCAGAGAUUGAAAGAUUCACAUUCCAAGCAUUGGGACCUGACCAUAUGACCAUGUAUAUUGUGCCUCCAUCUGGUGUCCAGUUGGUUGAUUGGUCCAUUGACCGAGGACAUCCCACACCAGUGUCACAAAGAAAAGGAACCAAUGAAACCCUUUACUUUGUGUAUUACUCUCAUGGACUACAACCUGAUACUCCAUGGGAAUUCUACCUUGAUUUUAAGAUGGCAGAAAAAACAGACAUAGUUACAGAAAUUGUCAUGUGUGGUCAUUAUCUCCAUGGCGACCAGCACAUAACACCACUCUUACAACGAUUUAUACACAGUCUUCCUGACUGGGCAGCCCCAAAUCCCUGGGUCGUCACUUACAAUUUGUACCAGUUUUGAUUGGUGAGAGAAGAAUGCUAAAAAUAUAAUGGACCAUAGAACUUGGGCCUUUUUGAUCAAUUUUUACAUUUUAUUAGAUUUAUUUUUAUUGUAAAUAAGGGGAAUUUUUCAAUUGAUGGGCUUUUCCCAUUAAUACUUACCGUACAUUUUCUUUGAAGACUU
Molecule: messenger RNA, 2858 nt
Organism: Saccostrea echinata
Lineage: Eukaryota; Metazoa; Mollusca; Bivalvia; Ostreida; Ostreidae
Product: endoplasmic reticulum metallopeptidase 1-like
Exons: 14
Coding region: 18-2696 (892 amino acids)
Biological process (GO): proteolysis
Molecular function (GO): metalloexopeptidase activity
Source: RefSeq, a predicted model, not a curated record